AUGAGUGUUUGUGCACGCAGGAUUGUCAAUGGCAAAUCUGAGGAGCAUUUUCUUGGCUGCAUUAGUCUUGAGUCUACAUGUGCAGAAGUGAUAGCUAAAAAGGCAAAAGAAUUCAUGGAAGUAAAGGGUGUUGAUUGGAGAAAGAUGAGAGGUCAAGGUCAGGAUAUCCCUUCAACCAUUGAUCAGCACAUUCGAGCACAUCCACCAAGAAACAGGUGA
This is a messenger RNA of Knipowitschia caucasica, 219 nucleotides long. Lineage: Eukaryota; Metazoa; Chordata; Actinopteri; Gobiiformes; Gobiidae. The record is from the annotation of a GenBank genome assembly.